AUGACCAUCCUCAUUCAGCAACCUGAUCAUCACCUUGGGGAUGAAGUUGAGGCAAAGACUGCACCAAUAAAUGAGAGAGAACUGGUGUUGGAUGGUGGAUUUCCGAUACCACAGACCAAUUCAUUUGGGCACAUGUUUAGGGCUUAUCAUGAUGCUGAAAGUGAGAGGCAUGAAGGAGUGGAAAAUUUCUACAGAAAAAAUCACACUUACCAAACACUUGAUUUUGUGAAGAAAAUGAGAGAGGAGUAUGCAAAAUUGAACAAGGUAGAGAUGGGUAUAUGGGAAUGUUGUGAACUCCUGAAUGAAGUGGUGGAUGAGAGUGACCCUGACUUGGAUGAACCCCAGAUUGAGCACUUGCUUCAGACAGCAGAAGCUAUAAGAAGGGACUACCCUGAUGAAGAUUGGUUGCACUUAACAGGCCUUAUCCAUGAUCUUGGCAAGGUGCUGAAUUUACCUAGUUUUGGAGGACUUCCUCAAUGGGCUGUAGUAGGGGACACAUUCCCAGUAGGUUGCAGAUUUGAUGAAUCAGUUGUCCACCACAAGUAUUUUAAGGAUAAUCCAGACUACAACAAUCCAUUGUACAACACUAAAUAUGGGAUUUACUCAGAGAAAGGUGGACUCAACAAUGUCAUGAUGUCAUGGGGGCAUGAUGAUUACAUGUAUCUAGUGGCAAAGGGGAAUAAUACCACACUGCCUUCUGCUGCUUUGUUCAUUAUAAGAUACCAUUCAUUCUAUGCAUUGCACAGGGAAGGAGCCUAUAAGCACUUGAUGAAUGAUGAGGAUGUUGAGAAUCUAAAAUGGCUUCACAUUUUCAACAAAUAUGACCUUUACAGCAAGAGUAAAAUUCGAAUUGAUGUUGAAAGGGUCAAACCAUACUAUCUUUCACUGAUUGAAAAGUGUCGUAAUUUGUUUUCUGCAGUACUUCCCUGCAAAGCUGAAGUGGUGAAAAGUUCAUUGGAAUCAUGA
Molecule: messenger RNA, 966 nt
Organism: Sphenostylis stenocarpa
Lineage: Eukaryota; Viridiplantae; Streptophyta; Magnoliopsida; Fabales; Fabaceae
Source: the annotation of a GenBank genome assembly